UAGUCAUUGGGUUCCAUGCACCAACAACACUGUCACUCACACAGUUACAUGCAUUUACACAAAGGUACACAAUUAUACGGUCCACACAUCAGCUUAGUUAUUUCGUAUACUCAACACUGACGUUUUAUCCGAGAAUUGGUUCCCUCUGACUCCCACCAUCAUCGCCGCCGCCUUCACUUGUACUUUGUAGUCCUGUGUUCAAUUCGUACGUAACGUAAACCCGUCUUGGCCGCCGUGUUCGCAACGUAACAACUACACCACAGCCGCCAAUUGACUGCCGACAUCGUUGCCGUUGUUGCUGUUGCUGCUGCUGUUGGCUGUUGCUGCUGCUGCAUUCUAUUGUGCUUCGUCUGUGUGUGGUGAGUGUAUGACGUGGUGGCCCUUGUUGUCUUGAACGCACACGACAAACUGUAAAUAACAACGAAAACGACAACACUCGAUCCACAUCACAGUGUAGACGAGAAAUGCGAGAUUUUGACCACAAACGGGGCAGACAAUUGGUUGACUGUACCACUGAAGAAGACACCGUUGCCGAAGAGACAGCCGCAAAAGAAAAAAUGCCUUCCGAUACUGAAAGUAAUACAAGUUUCAACAACAGCAGUGUAAGGACAUUUAAGAUUUUCAUUGGAAAUCUUUCUGAAAAGACCACAUCUAAUGAUAUCAGACCACUGUUUGAGAAGUAUGGCAAAGUUGUUGAAUGUGAUGUGAUGAAAAAUUUUGGCUUCGUUCAUAUGGAUGAUGAUAAUACUGGACGUGCUGCUAUAAAAGCUUUGAACGGCACAAUGGUUAAUGAUUUAGCCAUGAAAGUUGAAGCUGCCACUAGUCGUCGUGGUCCCAAUACCCCAACUACAAAAAUCUUUGUAGGAAAUCUCUCUGAAACAACAAAAGCUAACGAAGUACGAGAAUUAUUUGGUAGAUAUGGAACAGUUGUUGAAUGUGACAUUGUCAGAACUUAUGGUUUUGUGCAUAUUGAUUCGACUGAUGUAAGCAGACUCAUUAAAGAUUUAAAUGGACAUAUGUUAGAUGGCCAACCAAUUAAGGUCCAAAUUUCAAAUAGCCGUGUUCGUCAGAGACCUGGAAUGGGUAUGCCAGAGCAGUGUUAUAGGUGCGGCAAGGGUGGCCAUUGGUCUCGGGAGUGCAGUCGUGAAGGGUACGGAUAUGGAAGAGAUGCUUUACCACCUCUCCCACCACCACGUGCCCUGCUUUAUCCACCACCACCACCACCUUCAUUUGUUCGUGAUCGAAUUCUUGGUUCUUAUGGUACUGGCUUAAAAACUGAUAUGACUAGAAUGGAUGAUUACUCAAUGUUAUCACAUUCUGAACUUGGUGGUCAUAUGUAUGAAACUGAAGGCUUGUAUGACCGCUACUAUGAUCGUAGUCUAAUGAGAACAGCUGCUGAUGGUUAUGGUAUGGAUAGAAGAAUGCCAAGAAUGCCAUCUAGUCGCGAUUAUUUAUCCUCAUCUACACGUAUUGGAACAACUAUGCGUGACCAAGAUUAUGUAUUCACGCGACGCUCACCAUUGUCAAGCAGUCGUACAUCGUCAUCUCAUGCAUAUGAUGAUUUCUCUAGGGAUUCAUAUGAUGAUCGUCGAGUUUCGGGAUCUCGCGGUUCGUCGCGUUACACGCCGUAUUAAAAAAAACCGUGUAUAUAUUAUCGUGCCGCCGUCGUAUAUUCGCGUCGCCGGAUCGGAUAACCGUACACUCACACAUCGCCGACCGUCAACAAUUUUUUAUUUAAAUCGGCUCAAGUUUUUAAGGAGCUAAAAUUACAUUUACGACAUCUUAUAAGAUUAUUUGUCUACAUAGGUUUUUUUUUUUAGGUUUAAUUAAAAACAUAUAAGUUCUUAGUGUCACAAAUUACAAUUAUUAUUUAUAGGCAUUAGACAUAAAAAAUUUAAUUAUCUGGGCUCUUAGAUUAUUUAUAUUGAUUCAUAUUUUCUACCUUAGAUGUAAAUAAAAUAAUUUUCUAGAAUUAUUUUAAGGUUUAUUGAUUAUGUUUUUUUUUGAAUAUCACUUUAAUCACAUCAAUCAUAUUAAUAAUUAUUUCUGGAAUUUCUGUUUGUCGAGUUAUUAAACAAAUUUUCUUUAGAAAAUUAGAAUGUAAGCCUUUAUAGUCAAAGGUUUUUACAGUUAGGUUAAUGUAUUGAUUAAAUUACUAAAAUAUAUUAAUAUUGUAAGCCCAAAUAAUCUUAUGACAACAUUACAUUGUAAUUCUCAUUGUAAAAAAUUAUGAUAAAAUAAAAAUAAGUAUAAUAAA
Messenger RNA from Aphis gossypii (cotton aphid), 2257 nucleotides. It is a transcript of the gene lark, whose product is annotated as RNA-binding protein lark. NCBI's taxonomy places the organism in Eukaryota, Metazoa, Arthropoda, Insecta, Hemiptera, Aphididae. Gene Ontology annotation, molecular function: mRNA binding; zinc ion binding. The record is from RefSeq and is a predicted model, not a curated record. Gene Ontology annotation, cellular component: cytosol. The transcript has 11 exons. Bases 465 to 1634 code for a protein of 389 amino acids.